CUCUUGGGAUUUCAGAACUCUCAGAUAAUCAAUGAGUUUCUCUUUGUUCUGUUUCUCUGGGUCUAUAUUGUGACAUUAUUUGGAAAUCUUCUUAUAAUUAUAUUGGUAAUAACAGUCUCAGCCCUGAGAUCUCCCAUGUACGCCCUUCUCUCCCAGCUGUCUCUGGCUGAUGUUUUGCUCAGUACCAGUAUUACUCCAAAUUUCUUGUGGUUAUUACUGAAUGGAGGGGGCACAAUAUCUGCUACUGGUUGUAUCACUCAGUUUUACUUUUAUGGUUUAUCAGCAGGUAUAGAAUGUUUUACCCUCACAAUCAUGUCCUAUGACCGAUAUCUGGCCAUCUGCUCCCCACUUCAUUAUGCCUCCAUUAUGGGUUUCAGGCUUUGCCUCUAUAUGAGUCUUUGUUCUUGGGGCUUAGGUUUUAUAGUAAGCUCGGUUUUAAAUCUUCUCAUAUAUCGUUUGCAGUUCUGCGGCCCAUUUGUUAUAGAUCAUUAUUUUUGUGACCUUGCCCCACUUCUUGAACUUUCCUGCUCAGACUAUAAAGCUGUGGAACUAACAGAUAUGAUUCUGGGCAUACCUGUUGUGCUGUUCCCUUUUUGCUUGAUAAUUUACACUUAUGUUGCCAUUGGCCUUGCCAUUCUCAGGAUCUCCUCUACUGAAGGAAGACACAAAGCCUUCUCCACUUGCAGCUCCCAUUUAAUAGUUGUGUGCAUGUACUAUGGGACUCUUAUAGCAGUUUAUAUGGCACCAUCGAAAGGACAAAGAUUUAACAUGAAUAAGAUACUGUCACUUUUAUAUACAGUGGGGACACCAUUUUUAAAUCCAAUCAUAUAUAGUCUGAGAAACAAAGAGAUAAAAGUUAAUCUAGUUAAAUGUAUGUUGAAUCGAGUCAUUUUAUGACUAUGGAAAUGUGAGUAUGGAGAGUAAAGAAGACAUAUAAGGUAAGGGGAAAUCCCCCUAAUCCUGUAGGCAAUAAUUCUUAAUAUAUGGUGCUGGUUUCACUCUGGACUAAAAUGAUCAAUAUCUGUUUCCAUCAAUAGGAA
Messenger RNA from Xenopus tropicalis (tropical clawed frog), 1040 nucleotides. Its product is annotated as olfactory receptor 6P1-like. Gene Ontology annotation, biological process: detection of chemical stimulus involved in sensory perception of smell; G protein-coupled receptor signaling pathway; signal transduction. NCBI's taxonomy places the organism in Eukaryota, Metazoa, Chordata, Amphibia, Anura, Pipidae. Gene Ontology annotation, cellular component: plasma membrane; membrane. The annotation marks the transcript as partial. The record is from RefSeq and is a predicted model, not a curated record. Gene Ontology annotation, molecular function: olfactory receptor activity; G protein-coupled receptor activity. The transcript has a single exon.